Molecule: messenger RNA, 2083 nt
Organism: Polypterus senegalus (gray bichir)
Lineage: Eukaryota; Metazoa; Chordata; Cladistia; Polypteriformes; Polypteridae
Gene: prss23
Product: serine protease 23
Exons: 2
Coding region: 237-1394 (385 amino acids)
Biological process (GO): proteolysis
Molecular function (GO): serine-type endopeptidase activity
Source: RefSeq, a predicted model, not a curated record
GACAGAAAGCGCUGGCAGGCGGGCGCGUUGCCUCAAACUCAAACUUACUCUCAGUCUGAAUACUCCCGGAAGGCUUUUCCCUUUAGGACUAACCUGCCCAUUAAAUCAUUGACGCUCCCAACUAGUAACCCACUCACUGAAAUGGGACAUAGAAGCAGGGACACACUUGCAUCUUUCAAUGGAGAAGAUGCUAUUUGAUUUUGCAGCAGUCAGACGGAGCAGGUGAAUUCCCAGAUAUGAUGAGACAAGCUACAGAGAAGCUCCCCUCUCCUUGUGUCUUCUCCCUUUCCCUUUUCCUCCUCCUUCACAGCCUAAUCUCUGCUACAUCUUCUAGUCAACAUCAUAUCCCAGCUUUGGUUCCCAACAAUACUCUCCCGCUUUCAAGGCCUCACUUCAGUGCUCAUACCAAGUUGGAUUUCACCACUCACUGCAACCUCAGCUGCUACCAGCAAGCAGUAUUGCCAGUUGACCAAGAGAUCUUAAGUUCGAGGCUCUCCUAUGAGACCUUGUAUGCAGAUGGCAGCCGCACUCUGACCACAGUAACACUGGACAACAGGGAGACAACUGUGCAAGACUCUCCGAAAGUAAGGCAUUUCAGACAAAAUAAGAGACACAAACGGCAAAUCUAUGGGGCAGAUGGUAGGUUUAGCAUCAAAGGGGCAAAAUUUCUCCUUGAAUACCCAUUUUCAACGGCCGUCCGAAUUUCAACGGGAUGUUCAGGUGUCCUAGUAUCGGACCGUCAUGUUUUGACAGCUGCCCACUGUGUGCACGAUGGAAAAGAUUAUGUUAAGGGAGCUCGAAAACUGAGAGUUGGGUUCCUGGUGCCAUCCUUUAAUGUGACAAGGGCCAACCAAUCUUCGGUUUCCACUGAAAUGAAAGUUGACAAACCAGCUGCUGUACGUUGGGUCAGAGUGAGGCGGACACGGGUCCCAAAAGGCUGGAUCCAGGGUCCACAAGACAUCAGCAUGGAUUAUGACUACUCCUUAUUAGAACUCCGCUGGCCCCAUAAACGACCUUUUAUGAGGCUUUCUGUGGCACCUGAUGCAGAUGACUUGGCAGGCAAACGGGUCCAUUUUUCAGGAUUUGACAGUGACCGCCCCGGGGAACUGGUAUACCGGUUUUGCCCUGUUGAAGAUGAGUCAAAUGAUUUGAUCUAUCAACACUGUGAUGCUCGGCCUGGAGCCAGUGGCUCUGGAGUUUAUGGAAGAAUUUGGGACCCUGCUGCUGAACGAUGGGAAAGGAAAGUUAUUGGAAUUUUUUCAGGGCACCAGUGGUUGGAGGUAAAUGGGGAGAACCGUGAUUUCAAUGUGGCUGUCCGCUUUACUCCUAUGAAGUUUGCGCAGAUUUGUUACUGGGUGAAGGGCAAUCACGUUGAUUGUCAACAGGACAACUGAAUAUUAAGAGAGCAUGCCAUGAUGUAGGAUAAAAAUAACAUAUCUUCAUUAAGUUUUUGAGUUAUGACUCCUUUUUUUUUUUUUCCUAAUGAAAGCACUUUUCUUAAUUCCCUGUGAUGGCCUGGCACCCCAUCCAGGGUUGGUUCCUGCUUUUCGCCACUCCUGCCAGGAGAGGUUCUGGCUUUUUGCAACCCUGCACUGGACAAAGCAGUUUUACAGAAUGAAUGAAUGACUGGAUAGACUGAUGGACUCAUCUCCUUUACAAAUAAACAAGGGUUGUGACAGCAGCUUAUUUAUUCUCUUUAAUAUUAUGUACGCCAGAUAAUGUUGCAUAAUCACAGUUAUGCACAUAUUUUCAGCACAGAGAGUUUCAGAUCUUACAUGUUACACAGCAUAUCAAACCACAUGAAACCGAAGCGCAAAAACUUUCUUUAGAGAUUGUCUGAAACUUUGACACCAUCCACGCCCUGCCAUCCUAUGUGGAGAUUGUUCAGCUCUGUUUACUUGCCCUGUAUUGCCACCAUCACAGCACAGCACUUCUUUGAAUGUUACUAGCAAAAUACUGACAGGAUUUAUUAUUUUUUUUAUUUCGUUUGUUUGUUUGUUUGUUUGUUUAAUUAAACUGCCAUUAUUUUAAGGCAGUCUAAUGGAAUGUGCUUAUAUGUAAAAUAAAAUAUUGAUAAAGCUUC